Messenger RNA from Saprolegnia diclina VS20, 592 nucleotides. RefSeq lists its product as hypothetical. The transcript is spliced from 3 exons. NCBI's taxonomy places the organism in Eukaryota, Oomycota, Saprolegniomycetes, Saprolegniales, Saprolegniaceae. The record is from RefSeq and is a predicted model, not a curated record. Bases 1 to 489 code for a protein of 162 amino acids.
AUGCGACUUGUCCUCGACUUUAUCUGGGUCGUGUUGUGGCUCGGUUUUGUCUUCUUGCUCGCAAAGGACCUGCUUGUCAACAUCGAAAUCAUGAGCAGACAAGUCGCGGCCGUAGCCACGUCGUUCACCAACGUUGAGGUCACACCCGCGCACCGAAAGCUGCGGCUUUUUGUGCGCGUUGGGUGGAGCCUCUGUUACUACCCGCUGGUUGUAGUUGCCGUGUGCAUUGGGCUCAGCCAGCUUCCGCUGAUGCUAACGAACCUCGCGCCGGUCGCCUUGGAGGUGUUGUUUCUCGGGCUCUGGGUGCGUCUCGGAUUCAUCUUGCGCUGCCGACCUGCCACGACGGCCAUCUUUACCUCGCUGCCCCCGUCGACCAUUGCGGUUGCCCCCGCCCUACCUGCGAAUGCCACCAAGGCGAUUGUCAUCCGAGGACCCACGAACACUACGAGUCUCGGCACCUCCAUCCACCCAAUUCACGACUCCAACUGAGAAUACCUGCUAUACAGGCAUGACUUCCCACAACGACAGAAGCGAAAUGUACUAGUACAGCAUAACCCUAACCUCAUUAAAGUGCUGCUCUAAAAAUAUAGCG